Messenger RNA from Loxodonta africana (African savanna elephant), 1379 nucleotides. RefSeq names its product olfactory receptor 1N1-like. The record is from RefSeq and is a predicted model, not a curated record. Gene Ontology annotation, molecular function: olfactory receptor activity; G protein-coupled receptor activity. Gene Ontology annotation, biological process: G protein-coupled receptor signaling pathway. Gene Ontology annotation, cellular component: plasma membrane. Lineage: Eukaryota; Metazoa; Chordata; Mammalia; Proboscidea; Elephantidae.
GGGAUCCAAGGUAGCGUCUACCUAGUCAGCCAUCUUGGCCCCCUCCUGAAGGAUUUUUAAAAGAAGAAUUUUGUAUGGAUUUUUGGGUCAUCUCCCAAUAAAAUGUAAGAUUAACUCACCCCAGUCUACUCAUAUAUACAUGGUACUGCCACCAUGAAAAUCUGAUAUGGGCUGAACAUGCCCAAUGCCUCCUUGGUAGAGUGCCCCCUGUGUGAAAGAUUGACUAGAGGGAAAGAGAGAGGAAAGAAAACAAUUAUGAGAUUCCCGAGAAAGACAGUUAAGGGAGGAAAAAAGGUGUCAGAUUGGAGGUAAAGUCAGAAUUGGGAGUGAUAAAGAAUUUAAAGGGAUAUUUGGGAAUUGUAGAGCAGCAUAUGUUGAUUUUUAGAAGAAAUCUAGCAUUCUAAUUCUCCUCCCUAGCCUCUAGAUGCUGUGCAGUCAUGGAUGGGAGUAAUCAAUCUAGAGUCUCUGAAUUUUUCCUCCGUGGAGUAUCUGCAUCGCCAGAACAACAGCAGUUGAUCUUUGGAAUUUUCCUGAGUAUGUAUCUUGUCACCUUGACUGGGAAUGUGCUCAUCAUCCUGGCCAUAGGCUCUGACCUGCACCUCCACACCCUCGUGUACUUCUUUUUGGCCAUGUCUUUUGUUGACAUGGGUUUGACAACCUCCACAGUUAUGAAGAUGCUGGUAAAUGUACAGACGCAGCAUCAUACCAUCUCCUAUACUGGCUGCCUUACCCAAAUGUAUUUCUUUCUGAUGUUUGGUGAUCUGGACAGCUUCUUCCUGGCUGUCAUGGCAUAUGACCGCUAUGUGGCCAUUUGCCAUCCUCUCUGUUACUCCACAGUCAUGAGCCCCCGAACCUGUGUCCUGCUGCUUCUACUGUGCUGGGUCCUCACCACCAUUGUAGCCCUGACUCACACCCUCUUCAUGACUCAGCUGUCUUUCUGUGCUAUUGGGGAGAUUUCUCACUUUUUCUGUGACAUAACUCCUGUCCUGAAGCUGUCAUGUUCUGAUAUCCAAAUCAAUGAGUUGAUGGUUUUUGCCUUAGGAGGCACAGUACUCAUUGUCCCUUUUAUAUGCAUUGUCAUCUUCUACAUCUACAUUGUAUCAGCUGUCCUGAAAAUUCAAACACCUGGUGGUGGAGGUAGCAAGGCCUUUUCCACCUGCAGCUCCCAUCUCUAUGUUGUCUGUGUGUUCUACGGGACCCUCUUCAGUGCCUACCUGUGCCCUUCCUCUGUUGUCUCAGAAGAGAAGGACGUUGUAGCUGCUGCUGUGUACACUGUGGUGACUCCCAUGUUGAACCCCUUUAUCUAUAGCCUAAGGAACAAGGUCAUGAAGGGGGCCCUCAAGAGGCUCCUCAGUCGCAGAAGGAUUUUCUUCUCUUAG